Gopherus flavomarginatus (Mexican gopher tortoise) is the source of this 1102-nucleotide messenger RNA. RefSeq names its product chromosome 16 C19orf53 homolog (gene C16H19orf53). The record is from RefSeq and is a predicted model, not a curated record. The coding region runs from base 56 to 346 and encodes 96 amino acids. The transcript has 3 exons. NCBI's taxonomy places the organism in Eukaryota, Metazoa, Chordata, Testudines, Testudinidae.
CUCCCCUCUGUAUCCCGGCGUGCACUGGGGCUCCGCCGGAUGUGGAGGACGCCUCAUGGCUCAGGGGAAGCAGAAAUUCCAGGCCCAGAAGCCGGGCGGGGGGAAGAAGCCGGCGGCCCAGGGCGUCCGGGGACCCCGGAAGGGAGGCCGGAUAAUUGCUCCCAAGAAAGCUCGGGUGAUCCAGCAACAGAAGCUGAAAAAGAACUUGGAAGUCGGUAUCCGGAAGAAGAUUGAACACGAGGUGAUGAUGAAAGCCAGCACCAGCAUGGCCAAGAAGUUGACCGUGGUCAAAGCACCAGAGAAGGGAGCCAAGAAGAAGGGCCAGUCCAGCAAGUCUCCCCUGUAACCUGAGCUGCUCAGCUUGAAGCCCUGUGGAGGGAUGGGGGCAGCUGUGUGUCCCUGAACACAAGUGCUUUUGCAGCAACGUCCUCCUCUAACUUCUCCCAUGGUUCAUAUUCCCCCAGGGCCUGUUGCAUGCCUUGUAGCUGGGGAUGGGGGAUGGCUUAUGGCUUAACCCUACGUGGUUCACCUGCCUCGUGCCACAAAUGGCACAAGCGAAGCCUGUCUUGUCACCUGGAAGGACGCUGAGGCUGAACGGGGCAGGGCAGCUCGGUCAUUCUCAGCCAGGUCCCAUGCGAGGGAUUCUCGGUCCCUUCCCUGUGGCAGGAAAAUGACUGAGGGCUGUGCUCCCACUGCAGAGUUAGGCAGGGUGUUUCCUCAGGCAGCAGCGGGUGUAGCCACAGCAGAGUUAGCGAGAACAGUCUCAAGGCUUUUGGCUGGUGAAUUGCUGGCUGUGGGCCCCUCCUCCCAAGCUUGGGAGCCCUGUUGGAGUUUGUGGCAGCAGCUAGGAAAACCUACUUUUGUGAAUUAUGCACCUGGGGCUAAACUCAUUUGCUGUGAGUGGAGGUGGAGCAGCUUGGGCCUGUGGAGCUGAGAUGCUAAAUCUCGUGUUCUCUUACCAGCGCCCUUGACUGACUCUAGCCGCGCAGAUUGGUCUCUGAAAAUGCCUGGGGGAAGGAACACGCUGCCGGGAUGUCUCCCUGCCCUGACUAUCCUCCGGUGCUUUAAUAAAAUGUACUGGGGGGAACGUCCUCUCCUGUAA